ACCAGAUGUCCCCUUGAUUUUUAUGUUACAGCACAAUGUCUUCUGGGAGGGUCCGAGCAAAGAAAAAAACAGUGACUUUGGAUCAGUCUCCUGACAACCUUCCUCUGAGGAGUUCAGGGAGGCAGGUGCGGAGGAAGGCUGCAGACGCAGCGGAGGAGGAUGAAGAUACUUCAGAGAAAAAGUAUCGGAAGUGUGAAAAGGCAGGGUGUACAGCGACAUGUCCUGUUUGCUUUGCAAGUGCAGCGGAAAGGUGUGCUAAAAAUGGCUAUACAUCAAGAUGGUAUCAUCUCUCAUGUGGGGAACAUUUCUGCAAUGAAUGUUUUGAUCAUUAUUACAGAAGUCACAAAGAUGGCUAUGAAAAAUACACUGCUUGGAAACGGAUUUGGACCAGUAAUGGGAAAAGUGAACCAAGUCCUAAAGCAUUUAUGGCUGAUCAACAACUCCCUUAUUGGGUACAGUGCACAAAACCAGAGUGUGGAAAGUGGCGUCAGCUGACAAAGGAAAUCCAGCUUACCUCACAAAUAGCCAGAACAUACCGUUGCGGCAUGAAACUUAACAAUUCUAUCAAGGUGGAGGGCUCAGAUCAGUGCUCCAUGCCUGAGGAUCUGAGAGUUGCUGAAGUUUCAGAUUCCUGGUGGUACUCUAUGCUCAUUCUUCCUCCUUUACUGAAGGACAGUGUGGCGGCACCUUUGUUGUCUGCCUACUACCCAGACUGUGUGGGCAUGAGCCCCUCUUGCACCAGCACCCACCGCUCACUUGGUGAAUCCAACACUGUAAAAAUGGAGCACUUGAAGACCCCGCCUACUAUAGCUGGAAUGAACAAGUACUUUUGGCCAUUCUAUCAGCCCAAUGAAUGUGGUAAAGCACUGUGUGUAAGGCCAGAUGUAAUGGAACUAGACGAACUCUAUGAGUUUCCGGAAUAUUCAAGAGAUCCCACCAUGUACCUGGCUCUGAGAAACCUCAUUCUGGCCCUGUGGUAUACAAACUGCAAAGAACCUCUCACCCCUCAGAAGUGUACUCAUUUCAUCAUUGUUCGAGGUCUUGUGCGUAUUCGCUGUGUACGGGAGACAGAACGGAUACUUCAAUUUAUGACCAGGAAAGGUCUGAUUAAUACAGGGAUUUUGUCUGUUAAUCCUGACCAGCCUCUUCUUCCCAAAGAUUAUCACAAUAAAUCUGUAAUUGUGGUCGGGGCUGGUCCAGCAGGAUUAGCAGCUGCAAGGCAACUUCACAAUUUUGGAAUCAAGGUUCUUGUGCUUGAAGCAAAGGAAAGAAUCGGCGGGCGUGUGUGGGAUGACAAAUCUUUCAAGGGAAUCACUGUUGGAAAAGGGGCACAGAUUGUUAAUGGCGGUGUCAACAAUCCAAUAGCGCUUAUGUGUGAGCAACUGGGGAUUAAGAUGCAUAAACUUGGAGAGAAAUGCGACUUGAUCCAGGAAGGUGGGAGGAUAACUGACCCUACUAUAGAUAAGCGCAUGGAUUUCCAUUUCAAUGCCAUCCUUGAUGUUGUAGCUGAUUGGAGAAAAGAUAAAAACCAGCAUCAAGAUGUUCCUCUUGGAGAUAAAAUCCAAGAGAUCUAUAAAGUUUUCAUUCAGGAAUCUGGAAUCCAGUUCAGUGAACUGGAGGAAAAAGUCCUGCAGUUUCACCUCAGUAACCUUGAAUAUGCCUGUGGCAGCAACCUCCAUAAGGUUUCUGCACGCUCCUGGGAUCACAAUGAAUUUUUUGCUCAAUUCGCUGGUGAUCACACUCUUUUAAGCUCAGGGUACUCUGCCAUAAUGGAAAAAAUGGCUGAAGGCUUGGACAUUCGGUUGAAGGCCCCAGUCCGUAGCAUUGACUAUUCAGGAGAAGAGGUCAAGGUGACAGCAACAGAUGGAACUCAGUGGACUGCCCAAAAGGUUUUAAUUGCUAUACCUCUGGCUAUACUUCAGAAAGGUGCCAUUCAAUUUAACCCAGCUUUGCCAGAGAGAAAAAUGAAAGCCAUCAACAGUUUAGGAGCAGGGGUCAUUGAGAAGAUUGCCCUGCAGUUUCCUUACAGAUUCUGGGACAGCAAAAUUCAAGGAGCUGAUUUUUUUGGCCAUAUACCUCCUUCUUCCAACAAACGUGGUCUGUUCAGUGUUUUCUAUGACAUGGACCCACAGCGUAAAUGCUGUGUUCUGAUGUCUGUCAUUACUGGUGAUGCUGUAUCGAGUAUCAAGAAUAUGGAAGAUAAGCAAGUUCUUCAGCAGUGCAUGAUUGUCCUCCGUGAACUGUUCAAGGAACAGGAAGUGCCAGACCCAGUCAAGUAUUUUGUUACACGAUGGAGCAAAGAGCCUUGGAUUCAAAUGGCAUAUAGUUUUGUAAAGACAGGUGGCAGCGGUGAAGCUUAUGACAUCUUAGCAGAAGACAUACAAGGAACAGUCUUCUUUGCUGGCGAGGCCACCAACAGGCACUUUCCACAGACAGUUACUGGAGCAUAUUUGAGCGGUGUCCGAGAAGCAAGCAAGAUAGCAGCAUUUUGAAUGCUAAAGUACUGUUUACAGAUGUUCUUUUAAAAACUUCUUCCAUCUAAAUUUUCUGGGUUACACAUCAUUCUACCCCUAAGUCAUACUUACAAGACUGCCUUCAUACUCCUUUGUUGUUACUUUUUUCUGCCUGAAGAUGCAAUCAUGUCCACGUUUCUCAGCAUGGAAAGCUAACUGGUUUAUCAACAAUGUCAGUACAUUUGAGUGGCCCAGACCUCUAUACUUUCUUUUAUGGUCCCUCUGAGGUUAAGUAGUACAGAACAUAGAAUACUUGAGUAUGAUAGUGUUUUCAAAAUGAUACUGGGUGAAUUGUUAAAUAGCAAAUAGUGGAUUUGCAAGAAAGGUGUCGGCUGCCUCCAAUCAUGCUUUGAACAAUGCAGAUAAUUCCUUUUGAAUCAAACUACUGAAAUUGCUCAGAAACAUAACAGUGGGGUUUGCUGGUGAUUAAAAUAGAUGCAUAGAACAGUCCUAUAGAAACCUUGUUUUAUUUUCAUAGGAAAUGUCAGACACCUUCUGUAUGUAUAUAAUAGGGUAGGGCUUGAGAUUAGCUGAUCAUGGAAACAGACCAGCCGAAACUGUUAAUUUUGACUGUUUAAUACAGUGAAAUUUUUAAAUCAUCUGUGGGUAGUCAUUUGUAUGUAGAGUUGUUACGCCAUAGUAAGGGUUGGGCAUGUAAGACUUUUGUGAGCUGUACUGUUUUACAAAGAGGUAAAAUAAGAUGCUGUCAUCCAGUUGUAUCAAGCACAUUUAAAUCCCACUGAUUUCCAUGACAGAAUUAAGCAGAUGUUUUCAUCUUUUCCACUAAAAUCAGCAAAACUGCCACAUAAGCACUUAAAUAUGUAGCGCCUGGCAGUGUACUUUGUUUAUGGGAUCACAGUAGAGAAGAGCGGGGCGGCUCUUGUAAAAGAUGAUCUUUAUAGUUGAACUGCUGGCAUUUUAUUAGUGUAACAGGAAAUAUUUAGUAAGGGAUGGAAAAUAUGAAAAGUGUUUGUGUGCUACUUUCCCUGCAUUUCUUGUUUUAAAAAAAAAUUUAAAUAGGCAAAAUGGUGAUAAUGUGAACAUUUAGCUAGUGCAGGCUAACUGGCUGUCUCUGAAACUAGUCUCCUUGGUAAGUAGUGGUCCUGCUGUUAGCUGAAGCACUAAUCUGCAUUAUCAGGAUUCAAAAACAGACAAAUUUGCACUCAGGGGCAAUCUGAAGUGAACACUAAAAAGCCUCUUUGAAGCAAAGCUCUUAUGCACUUGAAAUUAGGCAUUACUUGUAAGGAUCUUGUGGUAAUUGGUGCAAAGACAAAAUGGAAGUUUAUUCUGUAAAUAUGAAACCAUUUGCUCUAUAAAUACUUGUACAUAAUAGCCUUGUAGAAGUGCUUAGGCAACAGGAACACUAUUCCAUAUAAGAAGCUGUUGAGAUAAUGGAGACUACUUUUUUAAUCAUUUAUUUAAAUAUUCAGGAAAAAGUCAGAGGGUUCAGUUAACUACUGAUCCCAAAGAAUUAAAAAAAUGUGUAUUUUAUUUUCUAAGCAUGUUCAUUUUUCUAUUGUGUACAUACAAUAUAUGCCUUGUAAAUAAUCUGCGGUAACAUUAAAAAAAAUCAAUCUUCUGGC
Molecule: messenger RNA, 4096 nt
Organism: Heteronotia binoei (common prickly gecko)
Lineage: Eukaryota; Metazoa; Chordata; Lepidosauria; Squamata; Gekkonidae
Gene: KDM1B
Product: lysine demethylase 1B
Exons: 20
Coding region: 36-2492 (818 amino acids)
Molecular function (GO): protein binding; zinc ion binding; oxidoreductase activity
Source: RefSeq, a predicted model, not a curated record